Contarinia nasturtii (swede midge) is the source of this 1391-nucleotide messenger RNA. RefSeq names its product solute carrier family 25 member 35-like. The record is from RefSeq and is a predicted model, not a curated record. The coding region runs from base 221 to 1159 and encodes 312 amino acids. Lineage: Eukaryota; Metazoa; Arthropoda; Insecta; Diptera; Cecidomyiidae. The transcript has 4 exons.
UAAUAGCAUGCGAUAUGUCAAAUAGUGCAAACAAGUUGUAAGCUGUCAAACACACACUACUAUAUUAUGAUUUUACAAAGUCAGUGUUAAAACGUCACACCAAAUUAUCACUGUUUCUGUCUCGUUGUGUUAUUAUGAUUAUGAAAAAGUUGGGCUACAUAUUAUCUAAUCCAGUCGUGGUGUUGCUUUAUAGUAGUUGGUCGUAUCGAUCAGCUGAUUUAUGAGAAAUAUGUCGUUGCAAGAUGUUCGAUUUUCGAAUUAUUUUGUGGCCGGAAUUGCUUCGUGGGGUGCAACGGUGUUCACAAAUCCAUUAGAAGUAAUUAAAACACGACUUCAACUUCAGGGUGAACUAAAAAAACUCGAUCCAAAUGCAAGAAUCUAUCGUGGUGUUUUGCACGGGCUCUAUCAAGUUGGUCGAUAUGAUGGAAUGACAGCAUUACAAAAGGGACUGGUUCCAGCAUUUGGUUUUCAAUUUUGUUUGAACUCUGUGCGUUUGGGCGUCUUUGAUACGGCCACAACGUUCGGUUGGACAAAAGAUGCAAAUGGUCAUAUGUCAUUUUGGCGCGGUUAUUUUUGGGGUGGUUUGAGUGGUUCGUUGGGGAGUUGCUUGGGGAGUCCAUUCUUUUUAGUUAAAACGCAAAUGCAGUCAUACGCCGACGUUAAAGUUGCUGUUGGGUUUCAACGAAAACAUGAAGGAAUGAUGGCCGCUUUCAAAAAAAUCUAUGCAGCUCGUGGCAUUGGUGGCCUUUAUCGGGGUGUUAUUGGUAACAUUCCACGUGCAGCUUUAGGCAGCGGUGCUCAACUGGCCACAUUUGAACCUCUCAAAGACUACAUGGCCAGAAAUAAUUUAAGCUUCUCAAAUCCAACCGUAAAUUCAUUCGUUUGUUCAACAGUCGCCGGUUCAACAAUGGCCAUUGCAAUCACGCCGCCUGACACAAUUUUAACAAGACUUUAUAAUCAACCCUUAGACGAUGCGGGCAAAGGAAAAUAUUAUAGUGGCGUCUAUGAUUGUCUCAUUAAAAUGAUCAAAACAGAAGGUUUUGCUGGAUUGUACAAAGGAUUUUUACCAUCAUAUUUACGGAUUGCUCCGCAUUCCACAUUAGUUUUACUCUUUUACGAUGAAUCGAAAGCAUUGCGCGACAAAUUCCAACCCAAUUGAAUGAAUUAAUUUGUUUUUAAAUCAAUUGUAAAUAGAAAAAAAUAACAAUUACGUUGCAGUACAAGCCGGACACACAGUCGAUAUGUGUGCCUGUAAAAUAUUCAUUUUAUUGUUUUUGAUUAUGUAAAAUCAUGUAUAUAAAUGUUUUAAAUUUAAUUAAUAUAAAUAUAAAUUAAUAACGGACAUUUUCGAUAUGAAAUAAAUGUAUUGUGAAUGGGUUUAGUCUUCAGAA